Pediculus humanus corporis (human body louse) is the source of this 1821-nucleotide messenger RNA. Its product is annotated as zinc finger protein DHHC domain containing protein, putative. Lineage: Eukaryota; Metazoa; Arthropoda; Insecta; Psocodea; Pediculidae. Gene Ontology annotation, molecular function: palmitoyltransferase activity. Gene Ontology annotation, biological process: protein palmitoylation. The transcript is spliced from 7 exons. Bases 1 to 1821 code for a protein of 606 amino acids. The record is from RefSeq and is a predicted model, not a curated record.
AUGCCGAAAUGUAAUGUCAAAACAAGAUAUUUACCAGCUGCUGUCGCUUGGGGUAUUUUACUGGGUACUACAACUUUAUUUUUCUUUUUUCCAUGUAAAUAUUACAUAUACCAUUAUCCAUGGGUACCUGCAUAUCAAGGAGUUAUAACUUUUUUCGUGUUGGCAAAUUUUACAUUAGCCACAUUUUUAGACCCGGGUAUUAUACCCAAAGCUCCUCCCGAUGAGGACAGAGAAGAUGAUUUUCGAACUCCCCUGUACAAGAAUGCAGAAAUCAAUGGGAUAAACGUUCGUAUGAAAUGGUGUACGACCUGUAAAUUUUAUCGGCCUCCAAGAUGUUCUCAUUGUAGUGUUUGCAAUCAUUGUAUCGAGACAUUUGAUCAUCAUUGUCCUUGGGUGAACAAUUGCAUAGGAAGGCGAAAUUAUCGUUAUUUUUUCGCCUUUUUGCUUACUCUGAGUGCUCACAUGAUAAGCAUAUUCACACUAUGUUUGAUAUUUAUACUUUUGCACCAAGACAAAGUUUCUCAAGCAGAGACAAUUGUUUCAAUAGUAAUUAUAAGUAUAAUUUUAAUACUUUUUAUUCCAAUUAUCGGAUUGACGGGAUUUCACACCGUUCUCGUUGCUCGAGGCAGAACAACCAACGAACAAGUAACUGGAAAAUUCAAAGGAGGUUACAAUCCUUUUUCCCGCGGAUGUUCGAAAAAUUGUACAUACAGUUUAUGCGGUCCGCAGUACCCGAGCCUUACCAAAGCAACUCAAAAAGUAUCAAAAAAAAAAUACGAGAGCAGUAUGACAGAGAAUCAAGUUAAAAUUUAUACAGAUCCCGGAAACGGAAUUGGAACUCCCUCGCAUAACAAUUAUAACAAGCUUUCGCCGGGAAGAGAUGCUUCUGAUACGGAUAUGGAACCGACGGCAUCUCAGUCUCAAGAUUGUGAACCAACUCCACCACUUCAAAGACCGAGUUCCAAAAAUAAUUUAUAUCUUCCACCAAUGGACACGGAGUCUCCACGGUACCCAUCUAUCGUUCGAGGACCACCUCAAAGGGGUAGUCCUCAUCCUAGAACAUCGAGGAGUCACACUCCUGAUCUUUUGUCUCCCGAUUCAAGAAAUAUACCCACGCAACAAAGAGUCAAAGCGGUGGGCAUUCCGACUCCAUUGGUUAUGUCGAGUCCCAUACGAAGAUCAAAUCCUGGCACACCCACACAACCUCGACGACCUGAUUUUAUAAGUGUCAACAAUUCAACUCCGCGUGCUUAUUACGAACCUCCCCCAGCUCAGAUUUACCCUAGUCCACAAAGACGAUUUUUAUCCGAAGGAGAGUUAGUAAGGCAGGCACCUGGAGAUUUAGCUUGCUCACGUACAAACAACACGGUGGACAACAUAAGAGAACUUGCCGGAUCUCCUCAACGUGGUGUUUAUAUGUGGAAAGACAAUUCUCCCGGAGCGCACACUCAACCCCAUUCUAAUAAACCGCUUUGUGAAUAUUAUAGAUCCAAUCCAACUAGUCCUAAUCAACAAAUACAAUAUGUUCCAAGGCCCCCCCCUCCUUUGUAUCCGCACAAUCCUCCACGCGGGGGUGUUCUCGUCUUCCCUCCUCCUCAGUCUCCGCAAGUGAAGAGAAAAAAUUAUACCAUGCCGACAACUCCGACUGGCGAUCAAAGGCGACGUCCCAUGUCUUUCGUUCGGGCUUUGGAAAUGUCAGAUUCAAUGGAAAUGUCAGGGUUGCCCAAGGCUCAAACCGAGAGUCGGGGACCCAUUGUACGAGGCAAUACUCCACCCGACAGAUUUUUUGUGUACGACAUGAAUUAUGAAAUAUCCGUAUAG